CUAGGAAUAACAACUUGCCUGGUCCUAAGACUCACCUGGUGCUAAGACUCACCUGGUGGUUAGACUCACCUGGUGGUUCGACUCACCUGGUGGUUAGACUCACCUGGUGGAGAGACUCACCUGGUGCUGAGACUCACCUGGUGGAGAGACUCACCUGGUGCUAGGACUCACCUGGUGGUUACUCACCUGGUGGUUAGACUCACCUGGUGCUAAGACUCACCUGGUGCUAAGACACACCUGGUGCUAAGACACACCUGGUGGUUACACUCACCUGGUGGUUAGACUCACCUAGUAGUUAGACUCACCUUUUGGAUAGAUUCACCUGGUUCAGCCAGGAUCCGUGGUGUGAAACCGAGUGAGAGACAGUGAGUCCUGUUUAGCCUCUAAGUGGCCCCUCUAGUUGGCCCCCCUAAGUGGUCGCUCUAAGUGCCCCCUCUAAGUGCCCCCUCUAAGUGGCCCCUCUAAGUGGCCCCUCUGAACCAGCUCUCCCAGGAUGCCCACCAACUUCACGGUGGUGCCGGUGAACGACGGGCCCCCAGGACUCCCGGGGGCCCCUGGGAGAGACGGAGGGUCCCCCCCAGGGGCCGCCGUGCCGGAGACCCUGGACAGCGUGUUCAGAGAGGAGGAGGAUUCAGGGAACACACCAGGAACCCCCCCCGGAGACAACCGAAGAGAGACCCGCCCCUUCCUCCCAGACCAGGAAACGGGAGGCUACUAUGAUGGAAAGAACAUGGCAUUGUUCGAGGAGGAGAUUGACAGCCACCCCAUGGUCUCCUCCCUCCUCAACAAGCUGGCCAACUACACCAACCUAACCCAGGGGGUCCGGGAGCAUGAGGAAGCCGAGUACGAGGACGGGGCGCCCAGGGUCACAGUCACGGGCCCUCAGAUGGGGACCUUCAUCGGGGUGUACCUGCCCUGCAUGCAGAACAUCCUGGGAGUCAUCCUCUUCCUGCGCCUCACCUGGAUCGUCGGGACCGCCGGCGUCCUGGGAACCUUCGCCAUCGUCUUCAUGUGCUGUGCCUGCACCAUGUUGACGGCCAUCUCAAUGAGCGCCAUAGCAACCAACGGUGUGGUGCCAGCCGGGGGGGCCUACUACAUGAUCUCCAGAUCUCUGGGCCCCGAGGUCGGGGGGGCAGUCGGACUCUGCUUCUACCUGGGGACCACCUUCGCAGGGUCCCUGUACAUACUGGGAACCAUCGAGAUACUGCUGACCUACAUCGUGCCGUCCAGCGGGGUGUUUGUGGCGGCGCGGCCGGAGGACGAGGCCUGGGCCACCAGCAACAACCUGCGGGUGUACGGCAGCGCCUGCCUGGCCCUCAUGGCGCUGGUCGUGUUCGUGGGCGUCAAGUAUGUGAACAAGCUGGCGCUGGUGUUCCUGGCCUGUGUGGCGUUGUCCCUCAUGGCCAUCUACGCCGGGGUCAUCCGCACCGUCAUCGAACCGCCCGACUUCCCGAUCUGCCUGCUCGGAAACCGUUCUAUGAAGAACGAUAAGUUUGAUAAGUGUGCUAAGACGGAGCUGGUGAACAACGAGACCCAGACCACACUCCUCUGGGCUUUGUUCUGCAAUGGCUCGCACCUCAACGCCACCUGUGAUGAGUACUUCACUCUCAACAACGUCACGGAGAUGCCUGGAAUACCUGGCCUACUUAGUGGAGUCAUCAAAGAUAACCUGUGGGGGUCCUACGGGCCGGCGGGGAUCUUCGUGGAGAGGCGUGGCAGCGUGUCAGAGGAGGUCCAGGAGAACCUGGUCAUGGAUAAACCCUACGUCCUCAACGACAUCUCCACCUUCUUCACCCUGCUGGUCGGCAUCUACUUCCCCUCCGUCACAGGCAUCAUGGCGGGCUCUAACAGGUCAGGUGACCUCCGUGACGCCCAGAGGUCCAUCCCCGUGGGAACCAUCCUGGCCAUCGCCACUACCUCCCUCAUCUACAUGUCCUGCGUGGUUUUGUUCGGGGCCUGCAUUGAAGGCGUUCUCCUCAGAGACAAGUUCGGAGCCUCGGUGGGGAAGAACCUUGUGAUUGGGACACUGGCCUGGCCGUCACCCUGGGUCAUCGUGAUUGGCUCCUUCUUCUCCUGCUGUGGGGCGGGGCUUCAGAGCCUCACCGGCGCCCCCCGGUUGCUGCAGGCGAUAGCGAGAGACGGCAUCAUCCCCGCCCUGCAGGUGUUCGGCCAUGGGAAGGCCAAUGGCGAGCCCACCUGGGCGCUCCUGAUGACCGUGGGGAUCUGUGAGAUCGGGAUCCUGAUCGCCUCGCUGGACGCCGUCGCCCCCAUCCUCUCCAUGUUCUUCCUGAUGUGUUACCUCUUCGUGAACCUGGCCUGUGCCGUCCAGACCCUCCUCAGGACCCCCGCCUGGAGACCCCGCUUCAAGUUCUACCACUGGACGCUGUCCUUCCUGGGGAUGAGUCUGUGUCUGUCCCUCAUGUUCAUCUCCUCCUGGUACUACGCCCUGGUUGCCAUGGUGAUCGCUGGCUGCAUGUACAAGUACAUCGAGUACCGAGGGGCGGUGAAGGAGUGGGGAGACGGGAUCCGAGGGUUAUCUCUUAACGCGGCACGCUAUGCCCUGAUCCGCCUGGAGGAGGCACCGCCGCACACCAAGAAUUGGCGCCCCCAGCUGCUGGUCCUGUGUAAGCUGGACUCUGACCUGGAGGUGAAGCACCCCAGACUGCUGUCCCUCACCACCCAGAUGAAGGCUGGGAAGGGGCUGACCAUCGUCAGCUCGGUCCUGGAGGGCACCUACAUGGGCCGGGGGGCCGAGGCCAAGACUGGAGAGCAGAGGCUGAAGGCGGCCAUGCAGGAGGAGAAGACCAAGGGCUUCAGCCACGUGGUGGUGACCUCCAGCCUGAGGGACGGCUUCAGCCUGCUGGUCCAGGCCGCCGGGCUGGGGGGCAUGAAGCACAACACAGUGCUGCUGGCCUGGCCCGCCGGCUGGAGGGGGGCGCCGGACUACUGCUGGAAGAACUUCAUAGAGACGGUGAGGGAGACCACCUCGGCCCACCAGGCCCUGCUGGUGGCUAAGAACAUCGACCGUUUCCCCGGUAACCAGCAGCGUCUGGAGGGCACGGUGGACGUGUGGUGGAUCGUCCACGACGGAGGCCUCCUCAUGCUGCUGCCCUUCCUGCUGAAACAACACAAGGUGUGGAAGCAGUGCAGGAUGCGUAUCUUCACUGUUGCCCAGAUGAAUGAUAACUCCAUCCAGAUGAAGAAGGACCUCCAGAUGUUCCUGUACCAACUUCGUCUGGACGCCCAGGUGGAGGUGGUGGAGAUGCAUGAGAGUGAUAUCUCAGCCUUCACCUAUGAGAAGACUCUGGUGAUGGAGCAGAGAUCUCAGAUGCUCAAACAGAUGCAGCUGUCUCGCAACGAGCGGCAGAGAGAGGCCCAGCUGAUCCACGACCUCAACACGGCGUCUCAUUGUUCGAGCAGCGAGCGGGCGGCGCCGGAGCAGGUCCAGAUGACCUGGACCAAAGAGAAGCUGAUCACCGAGAGGAACCGCCACAGGGAGGGCGUGGGGGUGAAGGACCUGUUCAGCAUGAGGCCGGAAUGGGAAAAUCUUAACCGCUCCAACGUGCGGAGGAUGCACACGGCCGUCAAACUGAACGCAGCCGUGCUCACCAAGUCCCAGGACGCCGAGCUGGUCCUGCUCAACAUGCCAGGACCCCCGCGCAACGCAGAGGGAGACCAGAACUACAUGGAGUUCCUGGAGGUGCUGAUGGAGGGUCUGGAGCGGGUGCUGCUGAUCCGGGGGGGGGGGCGCGAAGUCAUCACCAUCUACUCCUAG
Molecule: messenger RNA, 3775 nt
Organism: Gadus macrocephalus (Pacific cod)
Lineage: Eukaryota; Metazoa; Chordata; Actinopteri; Gadiformes; Gadidae
Product: solute carrier family 12 member 7-like
Exons: 27
Coding region: 494-3775 (1093 amino acids)
Biological process (GO): potassium ion import across plasma membrane; potassium ion homeostasis; chloride transmembrane transport
Cellular component (GO): membrane
Molecular function (GO): potassium:chloride symporter activity
Source: RefSeq, a predicted model, not a curated record